Messenger RNA from Pocillopora meandrina, 4025 nucleotides. The record is from the annotation of a GenBank genome assembly. Lineage: Eukaryota; Metazoa; Cnidaria; Anthozoa; Scleractinia; Pocilloporidae.
CAGAUUUUACAUGUUUUGGGUUCACCCUCGGAUGAAUUCAGCUUCAAGUUAACCAUGCUGUACGGAGGUUCGUUUCCCGAAGAAAUGCAGUCCCCAAAACAUGAUUAUUGUUUUGUUUACGCCCUCGUGAGGCCAGCUGGUUCCUGGUCAUUUGCGGAAAGACUGUCUGAUAUUGUGGAUUUGACAAAAUUGGAGGAAAGAGAAAACAGUCUCAAGAAGAUGGACAUCACUGCCGCCUUGCAGCACAUUAAACAUGUGAUACAACCAGAUAUGGCUCUACUCCAUUUUGUUUGUUUAAAAGGAAUGACAACUUACAGGUCAGAUCUCUUACAAAAGGGUUUUUUAGGUUUCAAUUUGAUGUAGUUUUUCUCGUCUGGUUUUAAUGACGAACUCAUUUUGCGAGUUCUUGUAAAUAAACUAUUCUCAUGUUUUGCGCGGACCAACUUAGUUUACGCGAAUUGAAUCCUUUGUUUUGCCACCAAAUGUUAAAUCCUUGACGUCUGUUGAUGAUCUUGCGCACUGUUCUAUGCCAUUGUCAAAGGGCACACUCUGAUUCUUUGGAUAUUGCAAAAGUGGUAAGUAAAUAGAUCUCUUUCAGAAUAGCGCGCAUGAUUUUCAUUCAUUGUGUGUAUACAAAUUAGCCUUGAUGGCCUCGCAUUUGAAUGAGAAUUUCAUGCGUAUAGAAAUAUUGUGGAGAACUGAAAGGCAACCUUACACAAACCAAAGAGAAUGAUAACUUAACUAGUUUCCGCCAUACAAUACAGAGAUCUCUUAUCUUUAAUACUGACAGAGGCUUUUCGUUUUCCUAUCCACAGGGCACUCUUUGAUGCAUUGGAUAUUCCAUUAGUAGGUGGAUCAGUGGAAUCACGAUAUCUUUCCAUGGACAAACUAACCACACGCGGUGUUUUAGUUUCUUACGGCGAUGUUUCCUGUCCUGAUGGAUUUAUUUACCACAAAGGUACAAGCGACAUUCUUGUAAAGGAAAACUAUAUUUGUUUUUGAACUCCCUCUCAAGCUCCUGUACUUUGUGUGAAAUAUAAAACAUGAGGUUGGCUAAAAAAAAAGUUCACAAUACUGAGUAGUUUAAAAUAUUGAAAGCAAAGUUAUAGAAAAGAGAACAGUUUCAAAUUGGAAAAAAAUGAAAGGGAUUUAUUUCGGGGUAAAAUGACAAAUUGCGCCCAACUUAUACCUUACCAAGUCUACCCUCUCUUGAUAGCACCACUGCUAAUUAAAAAAGUAGUUGUAUUAGUUUGUUUCAAUUUUACACCGUUUUACUAUGACACAACGAGGCUUUGUUGACGCCAGUAACUCACCAUCGACUAAUGUAAAAAAACAUAAUUAGGAAUUUAAAUCGGAUUGACUUUAAGAUUUAUUUUGCCAUAGGUGACCCGCUAGAAUGUGAACGCGUUACGUAUCCAUGUGUUGUUAAAGCAAGUAAAGGAGAAGACACCAAAGCGGUGCGAUUCGUGAAAGACUCCAAGGUGCUCAACGCAGCUAUUGAGCAUGCGUUAUCGUAUUCAGAUCAUGUGAUCAUUGAAAGGUAGGCAUUACUGUUAAGUAAGUGUAGAAGUCGAGGAAGCGUCUACAAGUGAACAUGGUUUGGCUGUCAGUUUUGACCGUGAUGAUAUUGAUAUGCCGAUAAGCCAAGUUGUUGUCAAGCUUAUAUGCGAAUGAAACUGGAGGCCGGAUCCCAAAUCAGAUGAAUCUGAUUUGCCGAUGAAAGCAUUUGUUUAAAUACAUAGAAUCAUUCAAAAACUUGUGUAGAUUUGACUGUAAGUAACUCAAAAUACGAGGAAACCUGUUUAUUCACAGACGUCUCGAGAAAAAUUUGUGCAUCUCCGAAAGAGCCUAGAAGCCUAACUUCGGUAGCUCUUAGAUCAGAUGGUUCUCAGUGAGGUUUGAGACAUGUAUGAAUUUAAAGAAAGCAAUUUUUAAUUGCUUGUCGAAAGUGAUCCGAGCUGACCUAGCUUUUUUCUUAAGUGUGCUUUGUGAUUGGUGAAAAUAAUCGUACCACCUUCUCGACCAAUCAAAUGGUAGAGCGAAACCAAUCCCGACGUGAUCAUUCGCAUUCUCCCAUGGAAAUGGCUUGAAUUGUUAAAAAGAAACAAAGGGUCAGUCUGAAGUAAGCGGUAAGUUCUGGCGGGAUACCAAGACAACAAGAUAACAGGAGGCUGCAAAACCUAUUAGUGCACUAAGCAGGCCUUAGAACGUUUAAACAAGCUAUUUUAGGAAUGCAAACUCAUGGGGCUUUCCUAACGUACUAGAUUACUUUAUCAUUAUAAUUCGACCCCUCCUUUGUAUUCAUUGAAGUGGGGCCACACACCUUGGUUAGAGACUAUGUGUAAUUUUGCAGCCUUAUAACGUUUUUCAAUUAAAAAAGUUAAUCCUAUUCAACGAUUUAUUACUUUGUUUCUUCUUAUAUUUUUCGGCAGGUACGUAGAGGGACGGGAAAUUCGCUGCGCUGUUGUUAAAUCUGCAGCAACUGGAGAAUUAAAAGCUUUGUCGUGCAUCGAGUAUAAAGUACGAGAAAAUGACAUUCGAAGAACCGAAGACAAGCUCGACUGCAAUGAAAAAGGAUUACCUGUUGGUAAGUACUGUAGAUAUAUGUCCUUAAUUUUAUCAACAACACCGGUAUUACCAUAUGUGUUACGAAGCCACAUUUUCAGAGCACAUUUUCAAGUUAAUUGGGUUCCUAGCUCAGAAAUUUUUUAAAUCCCAAAUAGAGGUUUUUGUCACGUGAUCCCACAUCAAUCGUACCUACGCCGCUAUUUUGCAUACUAGGUAAAAACGACAUGGCGGCUGUCGAAGGCGAUCGCGUGCAAUUUUUACGAAGUUAUUGCGAUUUACUCAACGCCGAGAACAAAAAUAAUAAAAAAAAUUGCGAGAGGCUUAAACGUUCUGCAGGACUAGAUCCCUACUCUGUCAGUGCCAACUUUUUCUCUCGAUCGAUGGAUAAAUGGCCGGAGGUCGAGUUUCCUGAUAUGGUAAAGGAACACUUCAAAGCCUACAAAUGUCUUCAGUCCUACCAAAACUUCGUUGUUGAUUGUGUGAGAAGUAUCUUGUGGGAGAGGCGACCCCAAGUUAUAAAUGCCUUGCCAGAUGAUGGCAGCAAAAAAAAAAUUAAUCUACAAAACUCGGCUUCGUCUCGACUCGUCAGCUUCAAACUAAGGCUUUGAGAGGACUGCGUUUCCAGUAACCUGUAAUUCCUUUUGAGUUUUCCAAGUACUUUUUGUCUUGCAUAGAAAGGUCUGUUUGAAUUUCAAUAGAUACGGACUUGGUCGUCGUAUUUCUCUUUUAACAGAUAAGCUCAGAUACGUCAAAAUGAAUGUUUUUCCUUGCAGUUUUCCUCAGUUCCUACGCUCUGACUUUCUGUUUGUUGGAAAAGUUCUUGCACAAGUUUUCCUUUCUUCUUCCACCUUUCUUUUGCUUGCUUUUUUUGUUCAAGUGAAGAUUGCGAACUUGGCUUUAGGACAGAACUCGAGUGAAUAUUAUAGAGGCAGGCUAAAUAUUUAUCUCUCUUUAGAUUGAGCAAUCCUCUGAGACUUCUCGGUUACUAUUGUCUCACGUUUUAAUUGCUGCUUUUCGCUUAAAAAUCAGCCAAUAGUCGUCAAGUAUCUUCGAAAACACUCUUGAUACUUUUUAAGGGAAAAAGUUUUCAACAAGAAGUUGUUAAAAAUUUGCUUGUUUCUGUGUUUGUUUUCAUUCUAGGUGAAUCUCCAGAAACUAAAACUUGGUUCCUUGAUCCCAGAAAAGAGGAGAAGCUGAUUCAUCGUAUUCAACAACAAAGUUGCCGAGCUUUUCGAGAGUUAGGUUUACAGGAUUUUGGUGUAUUCGACUUCCGAGUAGACGUUGAAGGAAAUCCAUUCUUCCUAGAAUGCAAUUUAUGCUGUUCCUUUGGUCCACGGAGCGUUGUUAAUAUAGUCGCCAAGGAUUCAGGUUUUACAGAUGAAAGUUUGUUUGACAUGAUGGUGGAGAAUACUUUGCUGCGCAAGCGUAAACAAGAGAAUAACAAUUUUAAUCUGUGA